Stegodyphus dumicola is the source of this 1183-nucleotide messenger RNA. Its product is annotated as homeobox protein DBX1-A-like. NCBI's taxonomy places the organism in Eukaryota, Metazoa, Arthropoda, Arachnida, Araneae, Eresidae. Gene Ontology annotation, biological process: regulation of transcription by RNA polymerase II. Gene Ontology annotation, molecular function: DNA-binding transcription factor activity, RNA polymerase II-specific; DNA binding. The record is from RefSeq and is a predicted model, not a curated record.
CGGUUUCAACUCCGUCGGUAUGAACGGUUUGGCGGGAAUAACUCCUACGUCGGGGGUCACCUUUCCUCUUCCUGCCACCUUUCCAUGGGCGGCCGCGGCUAGGGGCAAGCCUCGUCGCGGCAUGAUGAGGAGAGCGGUCUUCAGCGACGCUCAGCGGCAAGGCCUGGAGAAAAGGUUCCAAAUCCAGAAAUAUAUAAGCAAGCCGGACAGGAAAAAACUUGCCGAGAAACUGGGACUCAAGGAUUCUCAGGUAAAGAUAUGGUUUCAGAAUCGGAGAAUGAAAUGGCGCAACUCCAAAGAACGGGAAUUGUUAUCCAGUGGAGGAUCCAGGGAGCAGACUCUCCCCACCAAACACAACCCUAACCCUGACCUCAGUGACGUCGGAUCCUACGUCACCAAAGACUCGGACUGCAUUCGGGAUGAAAACAAUUUCAAAGACAUGAAGAUUACGCCAUGCCACACGCCGGACAGCCAAGCCGAUGACGACAGUGGGCACCAUCAUGUGCGGCACUGCGUGGACCGCGGGUCGGACGAAAUGGACAUCAAAGUGCUAUAGACGCAAAUGAGGGUCAACAUGAUUGGACCAGUACCUGAAAAAUGUAACAGAUCGGAUGACCUAAUCUUCGAAAGUGAGCCUAGCGUCGGCUAUACCACUGACGAGGUGGACAGCAUAGAUAUUCGCCGAGUUCUGAGUCUUGUGCUAGCAUAAUUUUCAUUUCAAAUUUUUGAAGAAUGUUAUUUAAGAAAAGAAAAAGAGAUAAAUUUCAUAAUAGUAAUGUUCUUCAAAUAUUACCGAGAAUUCCGCGAUAAUAUGGACCUUUUCGGCCGACUGGAAAUUUCGCUGUAAUCGGUUGCUUAUUUAAAGAACUGUUGAAAAGAAAUCGUUAUCAGCCAAUUAAAUUAUUGCAUGAAUUUAAAAUAUUGCGCUUGAAAAAAACCUUCAAAGGUACAAUUAUGUAACUUGUUCAAGUUUCGUUAAGUUACGCAGGGAAAUCUGCAUAGUUUUCUAAUUGCUUUUAUCUUUAAAGCACAUAAUUUUUCUGAUUAUGAUACUGAUUACAUUUCCGUUUGAAAAUAACACUAUACUUAAACUUCAAAGAGCGUUCAGACAUUUUUGUAAUGAUUUUGAAAAGAUUUAUAUAUAAACAAACCUUAGAAUUUCAUUUUCUAAUAUGUUCCGUCU